UUUUUUCCCUACCAAUGCCUCCUGUGAUCGAAGACGAGUAUCGUACGGUCGGCGGCAACAGAAAUAGUGCAGCAGCCGACUGGUCGGUUGCCUCUGGUCUUGUGAGCUUCGGCGCGGACCAGAAUGUUGCGAUCUGGUCACCGUUGAAUGGCUCAGGCCGCGGACUAUCAUCCCUACUUUCUGGGCACAACGCAAAAGUCACGGCUGUCAAAUUUCUCUCCACUUCAGAUGAGCCAGCCACAAGUGAGGUUUUGGUAACCGGCGCUGCUGACGGAGAGAUUCGGCUUUGGGAAACAGGCGAGCGAUGGAAAUGCGUGGACAAGGCUACUGCGCAUGAUGGUAGCGUAAAUACGAUUGCAGUCCUGAGCCAGAGUAGUGUCUUUGCAACUGGAGGCGCGGAUGCGGAGAUCAGGCUGUGGAGAGUUGACAAUGGCAAGCUCCAGGCACUGUCUAGCUUGACCCUCAAACCCAAGUUUAUGCCCCUUGCCUUGGCCCUAGGCCCUUUCUCAGGUACCGCAGACAACGACUCGGCCUUUCUGGUCGUUGGAGGCACACGCAACGAUAUCCAAAUUUAUUCUAUCGAAGAUGUGUCGACGACACCACAAUUCAAGCUUUGCGCAACCCUACCUGGGCAUGAGGCAUGGAUACGAUCGCUGGCACUGACACCGGUCUCUGAGAGCGGCUUCCUGUUGGCUUCCGCCAGUCAAGACAAAUACGUUCGGCUGUGGCGCUUUCAGUCCGGAGACUUCGUAAACGGAAAGAAAGCCAUUGAUGCGAGCAAUCUCUCGAAUGGGACGAACACACUCAGUGCUAAAGUUCAAAGUGUAUCAGCUGGAGGAAAGAAAUACUCGAUCACAUUCGAGGCACUCUUACUUGGACACGAAGAUUGGGUCUACUCGGCAGCAUGGAGUCCGAAGACCUCCACGCCACAACUCCUCACAGCUUCAGCAGACGGAUCUCUCUCAGUAUGGGAGUCGGAUCCAGUAUCGGGGAUCUGGAUAAGCAUUUCUCGCCUGGGUGAGAUCAGCGGUCAGAAAGGCGCGACAACUGCAACGGGCUCAUCUGGCGGCUUCUGGACGGGACUGUGGUCGCCGAAUGGUGAGAUGGUCACCUGUCUUGGCCGGACAGGCAGCUGGCGACUCUGGCAAUACAAUGCCGAGUCGCAGUUCUGGACUCAAAAAUACGCUGUCAGCGGGCACAUCAACUCCGUCAACGGGAUAAUCUGGUCGCCAGACGGAAGCUACCUGCUCUCAACGAGCUCAGAUCAGACGACGAGACUCCACGCCGAAUGGAAAAGAGGCGAGAAACGAAGCUGGCACGAAUUCUCGCGCCCACAGAUUCACGGCUACGAUCUCAAUUGCAUUGCCACCACGACGCCUCAUCAAUUCUCCUCGGGAGCGGACGAGAAGUUGCUUCGUGUUUUCAACGAGCCCAAGGACAUUGCCCAGAUGUUGCACAGACUCUGUCAAAUCCCCUUACCAGACACAGACAAGCAAUUACCCGACACGGCUGCCAUUCCUGUCCUUGGACUCUCGAACAAGGCUGUAGAUGACACUGAAGAGGCGCCGGAUGCCGCUAUGGAAGGACUCUCAGUGACAGACGGUAUGGGUGCAUCACUACUUGACAUCCAAGAGCCGCCAACAGAAGAUCUACUGUCUCGGCAUACUCUAUGGCCCGAACACGAGAAACUAUACGGCCACGGCUACGAGAUCUCCGAGGCCGCCGCUCCGACCGAUGGCAGUGUGCUCGCUACAGCGUGCAAGGCCAGCUCACUUGACCAUGCUGUCAUACGUCUCUACGAUACCAACAGCUGGAACGAAAUGAAGCCUCCACUGAAAGCACAUUCGCUGACUGUCACGCGACUUGCGUUUUCAACCCAGCCCGCGGGAUAUCUACUUAGCGUUGGCCGUGAUCGGCAAUUUGCUGUGUUCCGACGCUCAGAAGACGCUCAGGGCGCGCAAACGUGGACUCGCGUUGCGACAAACAACAAGGCUCACUCUCGUAUGAUUCUGGACGCUGCGUGGCUGGAGAACGCUCAAAGACCGACAUUCGCAACCGCGGGAAGGGACAAAAGCGUCAAAGUGUGGGUUGCCGACCCGAACAGCGAGCAACUCGAGUUUGUCUGCAAGGCACAAAUCACCCGCAAAACGGCAGUGACUGCAAUUUCUGUCUUGUCUUGCGGCGGACGGUCGAUUCUGGCCGCAGGUGAAGACGACGGGACAAUCUCCCUGCAUCUGCUCCAAUAUGAUGACAACCUCGAGAAUGUCAAGGUCACGAGCACUAAUGUUGACGAUUACCUAUGUCCGUCUAAGACGAUCAAUCAACUUGCGUGGCGCCCGGUCGACACAAGUCGUGACGAGACUGGUCAGUUGGCAAUCGCUUCGGCAGAUGGCUCUGUGCGGAUCUUGAAAGUCGACUGGCGAGGCUGGACGGAUGCGGAUGUAUGAAUGAUACCACAGGUGGUUUUCUAGCCUGAUAAUGUAUGGUGUUAAGACCAAAUUCUUGUUCACUCCCAGCGCCAUCCAUGCAUAUGCAUAUUAACAUAGGUGCUCAGAAUCU
Molecule: messenger RNA, 2559 nt
Organism: Exophiala viscosa
Lineage: Eukaryota; Fungi; Ascomycota; Eurotiomycetes; Chaetothyriales; Herpotrichiellaceae
Product: elongator complex protein 2
Exons: 1
Coding region: 15-2447 (810 amino acids)
Biological process (GO): tRNA wobble uridine modification
Cellular component (GO): elongator holoenzyme complex
Molecular function (GO): protein binding
Source: RefSeq, a predicted model, not a curated record